CUGUUUUUCCACAUUUUUUUUAUCUUGGUCUUGGAUCAGGGAUCAUUGUUUACUUUUUCCAGUGAUUUACAAGAAAUCUGGCUAUUGAUUGCCCCAAUGACCUACAAAGCAAUGCCCAGAGCACGGUCCGGUUCAGAGUUCACUGUCUGUGAAAGCAAAUAAGAGAGACUGAUGCACUCUGCUUUUGCUCCACAGUUUUGACUCUGUGUUUCCUGACAGACCGUUGUGGUCUACUAGCAACUAGCACAAUACACUGAUACAGCGCUCCAGUUCUUGACCGAACAAACUUAACAUAGUUGGAGUGGGCAAACGUUAUAUAGAAGUAUAGGCCUACUGUACAUCAGAGACAUGGCUGACCGUUUCCCAACACUAGCACUGGGCCUGCUGCUCCUAGUCCAGGCCUGCUUUGCGCAGCUACCCGCCACCUACCCAGGCACCUGCAGGCUGGUCUGCGACCCCUACCCUUCCCAGGGAGGCUCUCUCACCCUGGGCUCCAACGGCAUCGUCAUCCCCCUCUCCUCCUCCGGAGGAGGAGCGGGUGGAGCUGGAGGGGUGCCGGGCCCGCAGGGCCCCCCGGGGAAAGCGGGCCCCCCCGGGCCACCAGGACCACCAGGCCCAGCCCGGUCCAGCGGCGACGGAGGUGCGGUGGCGUUCUACGCGGCACUGACGCAGGAGUUCAGUCGCGCGGACGUGUUGAAGUUCAUGGACGUGGUGACGAACGUGGGCGACGGGUACAGCUCGGCGACGGGGAAGUUCACCUGCCCCACGGCCGGACUCUAUCACUUCAGCUUUAACGUCCUGAAGUCUGGACAGCGCAUCCGGGUGGAGAUGGUGUCAGGGGACAAGGUGGUGGCGACGUCCGUGGCGCUGGACAUGCUGCACUCUGACACGGCCCACGGCAGUGCGGUGCUGAACCUGGCUAAGGGGGACCAAGUGUUCCUCCGGCUGGCCGGCAGCGAUCGCACCAUGGUGGACGCCGGCAGCCGCUUCAGCACCUUCCUGGGAUACCUCAUACACGAACUGUGAUCUAUCUAUCUAUCAGUCUCGUCUUCUUCUCCCUCCCUCUCUCUCUCUGAUCCAACUUGCUGCUUGUGUCUGUUUAUCCAUCUCUCUCUCUCUCUCUCUCUCUCUCUCUCUCUCUCUCUUUCUCUCUCUGACUUGUCCAUCUGUGGCUGUGACCUGGGCCGGAUGAAGAUGGCCUGGGGGGGCCCUAUGACUACAGGUUGCUCUAGGGCCCCAUCACCGGAGGGCAAAUUUUGCGACAAAUUUACAUGGACAGUGUCUUUAUUACAAGCCAGGAAUUAGAGAUAACAUGUCUACCAACUGUUCUCAACACGACAUACACAUUUUUCAAUAUUGCAUCAAUAUUGCAUCAAUAUUGCAAUAUUUCAGUUUUGGCCAAGGCUGCAGCUACAGUAUAUGUGCAUCAUCUUCUUAUCUCUCUCUCUCCCUCUCUCUCUCUCUUCCUCUCUCUCUCUCUCUCUCUCUCUCUCUCUCUCUCUCUCUCUCUCUCUCUCUCUCUCUCUGAUCCAACUGGCUGUCUUGUGUCUGCCAAUCUCUCUCUCUCUCUCUCUCUCUCUCUCUCUCUCUCUCUCUCUCUCUCUCUCUCUCUCUCUCUCUCUCUCUCUCUCUCUCUCUCUCUCUUUCUUUCUCUCUCUGACUUGUCCAUCUAUGGCAGACCCCUUUCUGGGAUUAUGGAUACACACUCUGUCUGUCUGCCUGUCUUUAGCCUUUAUACAGUCGACUUGUCUUUCAAACUGUGAUCUGUCUGUCUGUCUGUCUGUCUGUCUGUCUGUCUGUCUGUCUGUCUGUCUGCCUGUCUGCCUGUCACACAACGAACAGUGGGCCGAAACACAACGAACAGUGUUUUCCGUAAUAAUGAAUUGCAUGUUGGCGGUUGGCAAACUUUGGUAACACACGGCAACCGUCAUUUCUGUUAACUGUGACAGACAAGACCGUGCUGCGAAGCGACACUUCACCCUCAACUUUUGCCUGCGUUCUGAGGGCGGGAAGUGCACUCCACCUCAGGACACAGUGCACACAGUGCAGAGUUUGGAACACAACCAAGGUCUCUCAAGUCAAUUAAAGCAACGUCAAGUCAAGUCAGCUUUUAUUGUCAGUUUCUUCAUAAUGCACAGGUCUUACAAGGAAAUCAUUCAUCAGUGCCUUAAGGAUAAAUGGGGGUGGCAUAUACAGACUGAAUUUAUCAUUGUUGAUCAUAUAUCGGGGUUCAUCAAUAGAAUAGAUACAUCUUUACAUUACUGAAGAAAAAAAUACAGAGGACAUGACCUCUGUGUCCUCAAUGGUAGUUACGGCCAUAGACGUGAGCAUUGCUUACUGUAGAGCUAACAGAUCACACCGUAUGUUCUUUUACGGAUUCUUUCACAUAUUGCUCCGCAUAUUCUAUUCACCUCCCCCUCACUGGUUUCCAUCUUUCAUGGAUGCCUAUGGAAGGAGAGUCUAACGAAAGAUGCUGCCAAAUAGCGGAAAAACAAUCCAUCUCUAUUAUUUCCAUCUCAAGAAGAUUAAAAGAAAAACAUAGAAGAAGAAUUUGCACCUCCCAUAUGAUUUACUCAAUGUAAGGGCCAGAGAGAUAUUUCUCAUACACAUUCAAGAACGUUACACGGUAUGUUUUGCACAAUAUGUUUUGUAUUAAACAAAUACACCAAAGAAGUAUUUUGGUUACUGAACUUUUAUUUCAAAUAAAAACUUAAAAUGAAAAA
Engraulis encrasicolus (European anchovy) is the source of this 2723-nucleotide messenger RNA. RefSeq lists its product as uncharacterized. The transcript has 2 exons. Lineage: Eukaryota; Metazoa; Chordata; Actinopteri; Clupeiformes; Engraulidae. The record is from RefSeq and is a predicted model, not a curated record. Bases 349 to 1026 code for a protein of 225 amino acids. Gene Ontology annotation, molecular function: protein binding.